Messenger RNA from Rhodofomes roseus, 2158 nucleotides. Its product is annotated as transmembrane amino acid transporter protein-domain-containing protein. Gene Ontology annotation, molecular function: amino acid transmembrane transporter activity. Lineage: Eukaryota; Fungi; Basidiomycota; Agaricomycetes; Polyporales; Fomitopsidaceae. The record is from RefSeq and is a predicted model, not a curated record. The transcript is spliced from 11 exons. Gene Ontology annotation, cellular component: vacuolar membrane. Gene Ontology annotation, biological process: amino acid transmembrane transport. Bases 120 to 1748 code for a protein of 542 amino acids.
CGCUCGUCCGCGCGUUAAUAAGAACCUCGUCCUCCCCAUGGCUCCCGCACGCAUCUUUCCCUCGCACCUCCCGUCCCCGUCGUUCGACGUCCAACCCGUUGAACCAGGUCGCGUUCGCCAUGUACAACAACGCAAACUUGGAGGGCGACCCCCGCUUGGAGAAGGAGGAAGCCGGCCGCGACUUCCUCGAGCCGCACCGCGAUGCCACCCAUGGCAUGAAACCUACCUUUGAGGAAUACCUCGUCGCGGCAGAGCGCCAACGUGCACACGAGGAGCUCCAGUACAAGGGCGAGUCCAGCCCCGACACCGCGUCCGCGGACAGUCAACAUACGGAAAAAUCAACGAAGGCGCCUGCUAUGGUGUCUGAGGCCGCACUGACAGCCGAGGAGAAGGAGCGGAUCAAUGCUCGCCGUGCUCUUCGCAGUGCCUCGUGGGCGGCUGUCUUCUACUUGAUCACAACCGAUAUCCUUGGUCCCUUUAACGCACCAUACGCUAUCAGUCAAGUUGGCUACGCGCCCGGCGUCAUCCUCUAUUUCGUCAUGGGCGCUACCGCGUGCUAUACCGGACUCCUGCUUUGGUGGCUGUUCAUGAAGCUUGAUUCGGACGUGUUCCCCGUCAAGACGUAUUCCGACCUCAUGGAGCGGGUGUUCGGCUCAGCAUCUCGCCAUAUGUCGAGCGUUCUCCAGAGCAUUCAGCUGAUCAUCAACGUCGGCACGAUUUGCUUGAGUAACGGCCAAUCGCUCAGCCAGAUCACGAAGGAGAAACUCUGCUUCGCUGUAUGCAUCGUCAUUUGGGCUUUCGUGGGUAUGUUCAUCGGCCAGAUCCGUACGCUCAAGAACUACGGAUGGCUCGCGAACAGCGCCGUAUGGAUUAACCUUUCCAUCAUCUUCAUUUCGAUGGGCUUCAUCGCGCACUCGCCACCAAACUACGCCGGCGCGGAGGCUGCAUACGGCGUCGUAGCUGGCCCAGUCCAGACGGCUGCGUUCGUUAGCCAGACGCUCCCCAACAAGGUGAACGGCAUCAUGAACAUGGUCUUCGCGUACGGUGGUGCCAUGAUCUUCCCCGAGAUGCUCGCUGAGAUGCGGCGCCCCUGGGACUUCUGGAAGGGCAUGUGCUGCGCGCAGGCGCUGAUCUUCGUUGCAUACCUGCUCUACGGCCUAUUCGUGUACAGCUACCAGGGCCAGUUCACGCUCUCGAUCGCGUACCAGGGUGUCAGCAAGUACGGCUGGCAGACGGUUGGCAACGUGAUGGGUCUCGUCACGGGUAUCAUCGCGGCGGGUUUGUAUGGCAAUAUCGGUAUCAAGGUUGCGUACUAUGCGAUCGUUGAGGACAUGUUCAACGGUCCCCCGCUCGUGAGCCGGAAGGGUCGCUUCAUCUGGACCGGCAUGGUUAUCCUCUACUGGGCGCUCGCCUUCAUCGUCGGCGCGGCCAUCCCGCAGGUGCAGACGAUCUCCGGCCUCGUCGCGGCCGUGUGCAUCAUGCAGUUCACGUACACCUUCCCGCCCGCGCUCAUCUUCGGCUUCUACUUCCUCAAGCACGGGCGCGACCCCGCGACGGGCCUCGUCGACUGGCGCGCGGGCUUCUUCGGCGGCGGCACACGCAUGGUGGCCUUCAAGAUCUUCAACUUCAUCCUUGCGCUCGCGGCGCUGUCGAUGGCGUGCCUCGGCAUGUAUGGCAGCGGCACAGCGAUCAAGCUGACGUUCCAGACGAGCCAGGCGACCAGCUUUGGGUGCUCGCCGCCGGUAUGAGCGUGGCCGGUGUUUCCGUUGGCGAGGCGCGGUCGCGCGUGGCUGAGCGAGCGCGUUCUUUUGGGCAUGUGUAGGGGUAUACUGGUGUUUCGACGACUUUUGACGUACGUGCUGUACUGACCUGUUCCGACUAUGUUGUUGUGCUUUGCAUGCUGCGAGGACGGCGCCGGUGUACUUAAUGUUUGACGUUGCUCUCUCUCCCCCCACCCCGAGUCGGUUUACUACAGCCGCGACUGAUGUGUCUCCGCCCUCUCUCCUGCCUCCUGUGCAUAGAUUGUCUUGAUUACUUGUAAUGAAUACGUAGCAAACUCCCACUCCUUGUGUUUGCGUUCUCGGACACUUCCCGACACUUCGACAGUGCAAUUUUUGGAAUAUACCUUCAACCCAGAGGUUUGGGCGUCUCGACUGAA